Molecule: messenger RNA, 2991 nt
Organism: Fulvia fulva
Lineage: Eukaryota; Fungi; Ascomycota; Dothideomycetes; Mycosphaerellales; Mycosphaerellaceae
Exons: 2
Coding region: 1-2991 (996 amino acids)
Source: RefSeq, a predicted model, not a curated record
AUGUUUCUGGAUCCCGAGCCACUUUCCAAACGGAAAAAGGACAUGUCCUCUGGUUUCUUCUCAUCACAGCGACCGGUAACAUCAGCACGAAACCACCCGGCGCGAACGAGUUGGCGAAAAGCAUCGCUUCACGAGAGAUCCAAGUCGGAGAACAACCAACAGGAACCUAAUCUCACACUUCCAGAACAACUUGCUACAGUACGCUUAGUCAACGCUUCUCCUGCGCCAGAAUCACCACCACACCACGGAGUCGACGGCGAUGAUGCCAACGAAGAAAACUGGGAGGAAAAUCCAACUGCACUGCCACGCUUACCCCAGUCAGAUCAGCUCGCUCAGUUCAAGGAAACUAGCGUGAGAUACCCAGCAACUUCGGCUGCAGACCGGGAGCACGAUGUUUCAGAAACCAACACGCCGGCAAAUGAGGUGCAGACUGCGGACAAUGCGCCCGGUAUAACCCUGUUACCGGACGAGUGGCAGCACGAACUACCUCCGCCAGUAUGGCACCGUCGCAACACGUCCUCGGGCUACUAUUCCCAAGCAUCCACUUUGCAAGAUAGCGAAAUUGCGUACUCCAAAAAGAGCCGGAAGAGUGAAAGAUACAGCACCCUCAGUCAGCUUUCAACUCUGCGUGGAACACCAACGCCACACGAGCAGGAAACUCGGGAGCGUGCAGAAGUGGAAGCGUCUGCUAGGUCAGGCCUUGCACAGGCGUUGCAGACACUGCAGGAAGCCUCCCCAGAACGGCCAGAGAGAUUGUCGACAAUUAGACCAGUUCCCUCAUCUGACACAUCCUCGCCGACAGACCCGGAGCCAGGAGCCCGAUCUCUGGAAACUUCACCUGUCAGGCCGCGUACAGCACCAUCGGACUUGGAGCAACCUUCAAGCAGCGAAGGCACACCUCAGCAAAGCUCCAAGAGGACGUUGUCUGCUGGCUCCAUUCAGCCCUUCUCGAGUACUCCCAACUGGCGGGACGUUCCAGGAACUCCAGCAUCUCACCAUCAACGAGACGGAAGUCCAGAGUCGCAGGCGAUCUCUGAAGCAACUUUUCCUAACACUUCGUCCCCUAACUUUAUCGCAUACACACCUGACUCGGUUCGGCCAAUUUCCAAAAGCGACCAUCCUAUACACGGUGCUACUUCCAUUGAUUCAAUCAAUUCGCGCCUGAAAUACGGACCUGCUGGACGGCCUCAUACGGGUCGUAGCCUUACCAAUAGUGGCUCUCGGGCAUCACUCACAUCUUCUAAUGAUACUCUGCCACCACUCUACAUCCCGAAGAAACGACUCCGUCACAAAGCUGCAUCCGAGUCUCUGAGCUUACAGGCAGAGGCUCAAGCAUUGGAGGAAGCUCAUGACAGCGAAGCCAUGGACGACAUCGAUACCCUGCCAUUCCCAAAGCGACCUUUCAGCAGCCAUCUCAGCACGAUCGCCAGCGAAAGCAGCCGGACCGCAAGCCAACAUUUGAGCCACUUCUCAUUGGGGAGUGGAGUACUGACUGGAGAUGAUGCCAGUAGUUCACCACUUUCUCCUGGUCAUCGACGGCAAUGGAGCGCGCCCGCAGAGUCGGUCGGAUCGGGCCCGCGGUCAACUGGUACUCGAGGGACGAGCAGCAGCGAGUUUCAGGAAGAUGCAGGUGACAUGACAUUGGGCAUAUUCCGCGAGCAUUCGGCAAUGCCAGAGCCACUGUUCAAGACGAACGCUGCUUCAGGGUCGAAUUCGAUGGACGCACCGAGAAGAUACGAUGGACCUCUCCCUCCAAUGCCGCCGAUUCCGAAGAGCCGAGACAGCGAUGAGAACUUCGAUACACUAUCAGAGUUGCAAGCUCCAGCGUUGCAGCAGAAGAGAUCAGGAUAUUCGCUCCGAGCACGGAGUAACAGCACAUCCACGCAUUCCAGGCAGCUGAGCCAGGUUAGCAAUGUUGAGAGCGAGAGGACAAGCCAAGGCAGCACUCUGUUUCCAACAUGGGCGAAGCGGUUCUACUCGGGUACACACGCGCUGCAAAGCAAGACAUCCUUCGGCAGCCUAUCCGCUGGAAUCAGACAACCCGCCAGACAUCAACGAGGCGACAGCGCCUAUACGGACCGCAGCAUCACCAGCAGGCUGGGUACAGGCUACAGUAACGUCGACUCCUCCAGCCCAGUCCGCAGCCACUUUCUCCCAGCGAUCUUCCGCCCACGAACCCGCAAACGCAGCCUCGAGCAUCAACGCAACAGCCGCGACAGCCGUUCCUCCAAGAUCCGCAAAUCUGGCACCUCCCGCCGCUCACGAGACAGACCCUUCCAAGACACCCGCGACUCCAUGGCCAUCCACCGCGACCCCCUCCCGCAAGACCCCUACGAAGAAGGCCCCAAAGACAGUGCCGCCGAGAUCCUCCCCUCCGGCCAACCAAAAUGGGGCCCCCUCAAGGACCCCGCUCCCAGUCCACCCAGAGACGAAAACGACCACCGCAGACCUCGCCUCCCUCGGAGAUACAGCAAACAACGCCAAUGGGACCAAAUGGAAUUCCCCCGCCCCAUGACCAAAGACCGCCUCUCAGACUUCGGUGCCCACUCCGACGACCACGACCACACCCUGCGACUCCCCCGCCUCGCCCCCUCCAAACGAACCUCCCAAAACCGCCUCUCCGCCUGGCGCCCCCCCUCCUUCGUCUCCUCCCUUGACACGCUCAUAACCUCCCGCCACAACCGGCAAAUUCUGCUCUUCAUGCUCGGCUUCCUAUGUCCGCUUACCUGGAUGCUCGGGGCAGUCCUGCCAUUACCGAAGAAGCCCGUGUCUGCGGGGGAUUUGGAGGCGAAUUUGGGGAAUGGGCCGAGUGAGGAGGAUGUGCAGAUGGCGAUGAUGAAGCAUGAGGCGGGGGAUGCGGAGAGGCGGUGGAGGGAGGAGAAGGUUUAUUAUAAGGCGCGGUGGUGGAGGGUUUUGAAUCGGGUUAUGAGUGUGGUCGGGUUGGGGGUUAUUGGGGCUGUGAUUGCCCUUGCUGUCGUCGCUACCACUUGA